Messenger RNA from Thermochaetoides thermophila DSM 1495, 4569 nucleotides. RefSeq lists its product as uncharacterized. Lineage: Eukaryota; Fungi; Ascomycota; Sordariomycetes; Sordariales; Chaetomiaceae. Gene Ontology annotation, biological process: chromatin remodeling. The coding region runs from base 1 to 4569 and encodes 1522 amino acids. Gene Ontology annotation, molecular function: histone methyltransferase activity; protein binding. The transcript is spliced from 2 exons. The record is from RefSeq and is a predicted model, not a curated record.
AUGUCGCCCGCCCGCGGCGAUGCCAACGCCAGCGUGGCUAGAGCGAGCGGAGGCUCCUCCAACGGCGCCGUGACCGCAGACGAGGUUGUGGUGCAGGUAGACGACUCGGACGAGAACAGGGAAAACCUGAGGGACAGGGACAGAGCCGAUAAGCUGGAAAAGCUGGAAAAGGACGCACACGCCCGCUCCCAGACCCAGACCCAGGUCCAGGCCCCUCCUGUCACCGUCUCCAGCUUCAGGAGCGCAAACGGCGAUGCCAUCCGUGCGUACCGCUCCGAGACCGCCCUGACCAUGAAACCACGUCCCCGAGGGUCGACCUCAUCCACUCCUACUACCACGAUCCCGCCUCUCAGACCCGGCAGGCCAUCGAGCCCUGAGUCGCCCUCGCUGAAGCGACUCUCUCCUCGUUACUCGCCCACAAUACUGGCAUCCAGGACCUCUCGCUUCUCCAAUCGCACCGGGAUCCGAGACUCUCAGUCGCCUUCGCCCAUUCUAGCCGACGAGAUGGUCGGACGCGAGUCGCUCAGGAAGCGGCCGGCGACCAGCAACACGCCAGCCCCUAAAACCCCUACCCCGAAAAACACAGAAUGGACCGUCGACAAGAUCGCCAGCGCGCUGAGCGUCCUGGCCGAGGAAGUGCCCCAGAACCACUCCCGUCUGGUCAACUUCCUGCUGGAGGAGACCGAGAAGCGCGCGCCGCAGCCGAGACAUCUCAGCAAGACCGACCCCUUUGCUCACAUGAAGUCCAAGGCCAUUGAUGCAAACCGCCCGCGGCCCGAAGGCGUCCCCACCAUGGAUGUGAAGUUUAAGCAGCACAGCGGCGAGUACGGCAAGUCUAGAAAUAGUGGACGCCGCUUCCAGUACCCCGUCGUGUGCAUCAAGCCCGACAGGGAGCCGGUGCCGCCCUAUCGCUUUCACCAUGCUGAGAUUCGCAAGAACAUCCUGGCGCUCAACUCGCAGCUCAAUUUUGUACCACAUCUGCGCGACGUCGACCCGAACUCUGCCGAGGAGCAGAAGUAUAGCGCUUGGCUAAUGGACCUGGAGAACCUAGACAGCAAGUCAGGCUUCAAGAUCCAGCCGCGCAGCCAGAAGAUUGCGAAGCGCGCGCAGGCCGAGUAUGCGGCCACGUUGGCGCCGUAUCUGGAGCCAUGGCUGCGCAAGCUCAACAUCGAAGGCUGCACCAAGUCGAACCUGAUCCGCUUCAUGGCCAGCCAGCCCGAGAGCGACGACUCCAUGACGCCUCAGCAGAAAUCCAACCUCCUCGACACCUACAGCGACGACAUGGGCUCGCCACAAGCCGUCCGUAACGCAAGCAUGUUCACCGAGGCUUGGGACCGCGUGUUCAACGACCAGUCCAAACUGCGCCGCGUCGCCCUGCGCGACAUCCUCAUGCUCGACAAGAAUGUCGAGCCCAUCUUCGACAACAAGCGCGCAAAAGACGCCCCCGGCUCACAAAAACCGCCCGACGAGGCCCUCAUGCAAAAGGUCAUCGACGCCCUCGGCAGCUACACAACCCUCGGCUGCCUGAUCUGCUUCAGCCACGACUGCGAGCACGGAGAGAUCGAGCGCGACAACCAGAAGCGUUGCUUCUCGCUGGAAGAAAUCGGCGGUCUGAUGCCGUCUCUGCGCAGAAAAUGGGCUGCGCAGAUCGAGCAGAGGCAGAAGACCGAAGGCGGUAGCGCCAACGCUCCCCCGGCGCAUCCCCCCUGCAGGAACGAAUGCUACCGCAUCCACGGCACCGGCGAUCCAAACCAGCAGGUUCCCCCCUGGUCCGAAAACGAAGUCGGCACCCUCGAAUGGAUGUUCGCCACCAUCGGCUACAGCCAGACCCUGCGCCCGGAAUGCUUCGUCGGCGCGAUCCUGGGCCGACCCUGCUGGGACGUGCAUCGCAAGCUGCAAGAGCUGGAUCUUCGCUUGCCCCCCGUCGAACCGCGCACCAUCCCCAAGCAAAAAUCCCUCCCCUGGUACGACCGCCGCAAGAAACAGCUCAUGUCCGACUGGGCCGACGCAACCAUCACCCAUGAGCACGCCGUGCGCGAGCUCUUCGCGCCGUGCCACCACGACGGGCCCUGUACGGCCGCCAACGGGUGUCCCUGCGCCUCGGCGGGCACUCAUCCCGUUUUGUGCGAGCGGUUCUGCCUCUGCACGGCAGAGGAGUGUCCUUUGAAGUUCACAGGCUGUGCGUGCCACUCGUCGGGCAAGACUUGCUUACAGCGGCAGCGGGAAGGCAGGCCGUGUAUCUGUGUACAGCUGAAUAGGGAGUGCGAUCCGACGCUGUGUAAAGGGUGCGGGGCGAGAGAGAGGGCGGAUCCGGAGAAUGCGUAUGACGAGGUGUUGCACAGCACGGGGUGUCAGAAUGUGGCGCUGCAGAGGGGAGCUGCCAAAGCGGUGGUGCUGGGAAAGAGUCAGCUGGAGGCGUGCGGGUACGGGUUGUUUGCGGCGGAGGAUAUCGAGGAGGGGGAGUUUGUGAUUGAGUAUACGGGGGAGCUGAUUAGUCACGACGAAGGGGUAAGGAGGGAGCAUAGGAGGGGGGAUGUGUUUGAUGAGGAGAAUAAGGUGUCGUAUUUGUUUACGUUGCUGGAGCAGGAGGGGAUCUGGGUGGAUGCCGCGAUCUACGGGAACUUAAGCCGGUAUAUCAAUCAUGCGACGGACGGGAAUAUCAUGCCCAAGAUUAUGUACGUCAAUCAUGAGUGGCGGAUUAAGUUUACCGCGAUUAAGGAUAUCAAGGCCGGGGAGGAGCUGUUUUUUAAUUAUGGGGAUAACUUUCCGAAUUUGACCAAAAAGUUGGUCGAGAGGAAUGAGCAGUCGGGAGCGGAGACGACGCCACAGCAGCCGAAGAGGGCGAAUGGAGCGGCGACACAGAGAGCGACGGCGAGAAAGACCACGUCCAAGGCAAAGGGGGAGGGGAUUGGUUUCGAUGAUGACGACCGGGAUGGGAAUGAUUCGGACCCGGAUGACCUGUGGAUGGGCGACCAACAGCAACAACAACAACAACAACAACAACAACAACAACAACAACAACAACAACAACAACAACAACAACAACAACAACAACAACAACAACAACAACAAGCCCAGAAACCUCAACCGUCAACAUCCCACCAACCCCAAUCCCGCGCAGAGCGCUCCUCCACCGAAACCGGCAGCGAAGAAAUCUCUCCGGACAAACAACUCCGUCGUGAGAACCACGACGCACAGCGUCAACUCUUACACCAAUUCCAGCAACAAGAGCAACAACAACAACAACAACAACAACAACAACAACAACAACAGACCCUACCGAGAAAGGAGCCCAAGAAAGAAGAACUGGAAGAAGAGAUUGAUCUUGACGCACCCCGACGCAGUCGGCUCAAGCGCCGGCUGGAGGCCCUUAAGGGGGAUUCUAGCAGCGGCGGGUCGGCGAAUGAACAGCCGCCGGUUAAGAAGCCUUCUCGUAGAGGAGGGGCUCGGCCGGGGGCUGGGAGGAAGCCGAAGCAUCGGCCGCCGGGGGCUAAGGGGAAGGAUAGUAAAGGGAAGAAAGGGCCGAGUUCUUCGGCUGGGGCAACCACAGGGGCAGGGUCGGGAGAGUCAUCUGGGGUGAACGAGACGGGUGAGGAGGAGGUUGCUGUUAAUGGGAAGAGUGACAGCAAAGAUGAGGCAAAGGAGGAGGAGACGGAUAAGGAGAAAGAGGAGGAUGAGAAAGUGAACGAAAAGGACAGGGAGAAAGGGAGGGACUCUCUUUCCUCGCCGACCGAGGAGCCUAUCGCAUUCUUACCAGUUACAAAAUCUGCCCCGUCACCAGCUAAGAAGCAAGCUAGCUCACCAACUAAGAUAUCCGACUCGAAUAGAACUACAUCCAAAAACACCUCUUCCAACAACAACAACAACACCAACAACAACAACAACAACAACAACAACGAAUUCCCCUCCCCUGUCAUCAGCCCCCGCAAAACCCGCUCUUCCGAUCACCUUACUAACUCCCAACCAGCAGCACUAAGUCCAUCAGCAACCACCCGCAAACGCAAAGCCUCUGACCUCACCUCCGACACCCAUCUCUCCGCUGCUGGGAAAGGGUCAGACCCGUCAACAAUGACAACAACAACAACAACAACAACAACAACAACAUCAUCAUCAUCAUCAUCAUCAUCAUCAUCAUCAUCAUCAUCAUCAUCAUCAAAGGCCCAACCCAUUUUGGAGGAAAAGGGUGACGAUGACGAUGAGAACAAUGAACCUAUCACCUCACCCUUGAAGCGACAAAAAACAUCAUCAUCAUUAUCAUCAUCACAUUCAAUGUCGGUUUUUUCAGAGGCCAAAGAGGGGGUGAACGGGGCGGUUCCAGGGAGUGGGAGGAAUUUAAGGAGUAGUGGGGUUAAGGUUGACUCUUCAGGGUUGAAUUCAACCUCAUUAUCACAAGAGAGGGGCGAGAAGCAUGAGAAGCACGAGAAAGAGAAACCGAAAGAGAAGAAGGGGGAGAAGGAGAGAGAGAGGGAAAGGGACAGGUCGGAGGAGGCUGAUGAAGAGUUGCUGCCCAUGGACCGGUCCAUGAGGAAGAGGCAGAAACCGGCGCGGUAUCGAGACGAGGGGGAGUAG